AUGGUGGGUCAGUGGGGUUCUGGGGAGCCCCACACCCCGUCCAGUGCCCCACAGCCCAGCGCCCCCCGUCCAGCGCCCCACACCCCGCACCGCCCCCUGUCCAGUGCCCCCCAGCCCAGCGCCCCCCUGUCCAGUGCCCCCCAGCCCAGCGCCCCCGUCCAGCGCCCCAUCCCAGCACCCCUGUCCAGCAUCCCCUGUCCAGCGCCCCCCAGCCCAGCGCCCCCGUCCAGCGCCCCCCAGCCCAGCCAACAGAGUGGACAAGUAGAGACACACCACCACACAGAGGGAAAGACUCCAAGAGGAAGAUGA
This is a messenger RNA of Coregonus sp. 'balchen', 309 nucleotides long. The record is from the annotation of a GenBank genome assembly. NCBI's taxonomy places the organism in Eukaryota, Metazoa, Chordata, Actinopteri, Salmoniformes, Salmonidae.